AUGGCUUUGCACAACUAUAUAUACAACAAGCAUCCAGACAACGUGCUGGUCGAUGGUAAAAUAGCACGGAAGCAUGACCCUAGGCCAAUUUCAAUUAAAGUGCAUGGUGACCAAAUGCAAAAUAGCGAAAUAGUACAAGAAGAGAAGUUGGACAAUCCAAUCUAUAUCACGCAACGGUCCUCGUGUGAAUCAAUAAGAUCGACCUACGAGAUGGAGCUACUGAACGAACUGGACAAUGACGGUGAUUCCAGCGAAUCCAACCAUGCCUCGAGAGCACAGUCGCAUGGAAAUGGAGAUCAUCAAAACAGUCAUCAUCCGCAUCUAUAUAUUCCUUCUCAUGCGUUAGAUGAGACCAACAUGGACGACCAGUUUGCUGUCAACGAGAAGACCUUACCUUCCACUGAUUCCCUACUUGUCACCACGCCAAUAGCUACUAAAUGUGCUCCUCCGGGGGGGAAGGUAGCACCUAAGGCAUUCAAGUGGGUCGUUAUAGAUGGUAAGAAGCGCAAGUUGAGAAGCAGAGUGAAGAGCUCAACAACAAGACCAAAAUCUCCUAAAUGA
Messenger RNA from Pichia kudriavzevii, 561 nucleotides. RefSeq lists its product as uncharacterized. The record is from RefSeq and is a predicted model, not a curated record. The transcript has a single exon. Bases 1 to 561 code for a protein of 186 amino acids. NCBI's taxonomy places the organism in Eukaryota, Fungi, Ascomycota, Pichiomycetes, Pichiales, Pichiaceae.